AUGUGUUGCGAAUGCCAAAUAUUUGUCUAUGCGGCUAUCGCUAAACAUAUGACACCUAUUAACGAUAUUACUUUUGUUAAUAGUGCAUCAUAUCUACAUUUAAAUAGUGGUAGAGUAGUAAAAAAUCUUGGAUCUUUGUCGGAUGAUAUAAUUGAAUUAAAUAUUGGUGGUCAAAAAAUGACCACAUUACGUUCGACAUUGACUGCUGUACCCAAUUCAAAACUAGCUUUGAUGUUUCGGAAAGAAAAUAUGAACAAGAUGUUACCUAUAGAUAAACAAGGUGCAGUAUUUUUUGACUAUAAUCCAAUGUAUUUUAAUUAUUUACUUGAUCAAUUACGAACAAUCAAGCGAAUGUCAAAAAUAUUAGGAUAUCAACUACAAUUUUCAUCACCAUAUCUAAGCACACACGUAAAUUUUACUCAUAUGCUUAUUGAUCUUGGACUGACACCUGAUCAUUUCUUAUUACCAAUGGAAGGUACACAUGUUAACUUGACCGUAAAGUCUCUCAUUGGUUGGCAAGAAUGUUAUCGUAGUACAUACGAUUUACCAUUCGAUUUAUAUGUAUUAACAAAAUCGUGUAAUGGUAGUCGACUUCUUGUUGCUUGUCGUUCAGUUAGUAAUAAAAAGAUACUUACUCUAGCGGCCAUCGGACAACGUGAAGAAAUUUUACAUCCAUGUUUACCAAAACGAUGUAAAAUUAAUGGUACAUCUAAGAAGAUAAACAAAAAAUUCAUAUGUUCAUCACAUCAUCAAUGUAUUACUCAAGCAAAACGUGGUGUUGGCUGGUAUCAUGUGAAUAAUCAAACUUGGGGUUUCGUGCGUGGAUCUUUAUCAUUUGUAGUCAAUCCGUGCGAUGCAAAUUUUGUUUUACUUGAUCCAUCUUAUUUUGGUUCGGAUAUUCGUAAUCGAAAUGAUGAGGCAGAAAUUAUUGAUAAACAACGUUUAGAAUGUCAAAUACGUAUGAUUACAUAUGUGUUAACAAAAUUUUCAAAAGUACAACGUGUUUCAUAUAGUAAAUGUUCGAUACAUCGACAAGACAAUGAACAAGUGGUUGAAACAAUUCUUGAUCAAUUUAGUGACACAUUUCAGCUUGUUGAUUUUCUACCUCAAAGGGAAAAUCGUGGACAAACAGAGAGGACGCGAGCAUGUUUACGUGCUUUACCAGAUGAUAAAUUAACAAAUGGAUUUUUUGUUGCUUGUUUUGAAAGAAUAAUAAAAAUAGAUACUUAA
Messenger RNA from Rotaria sp. Silwood2, 1230 nucleotides. Lineage: Eukaryota; Metazoa; Rotifera; Eurotatoria; Philodinida; Philodinidae. The record is from the annotation of a GenBank genome assembly.